AUGGCGGAGCGUCCCGGCGGCAGGAGACGCUCGCGUCGCGACAGCAUGGACACCGGAAGCUCGAUACGCGGCACUCCGGCGACCUCGAAGGAACGCAGGACCAAACGCUCCAGCAAACCGUCCAAGGAGCGAUGGCUGCUGACGAGGAAGACGUGGCGGUACAUGGCGGACGCCGGCAGACGCCUCAUCCCGGACGGCACGCACAAUCGCUCGGAGGAUAUCCCGAAGAUCGAGCAAUACUUCCAGGAGGUGUGCCAGAAGGAGCCGCGCUUCCUGCUCUGGAGGAAAGCCUCGUAUCCCGGCACCUUGGGCUUCCGGGCUCCGAGACGUCGGCGGCAGAUUAAAGGCGGCAGCUGCCGGACCCAGGCCAGCUCGGCCGAUGAAGCCGACGACGUCAGGAGCUCGCCUCAGAACUUCGUCCUUCGCGCGACCACGUCUGGCAAGUUUGAUCUAGCCAAGGCGAAGAGAGAAUGGCUGCUGACGUCAGGCAGCGGCGGCGGCGGCGGCGGCGGCGGCGGCGACGGCGGCGGCGGCGGCAGCACGCCGUCGAGCCCGGUGAUGCGUCGCAAGACGUCUCAGGAGGACACCGAGGCUAAAGAAUUGGCAGACAUGCUACAAAAGUACCUGAACAUGCAGGCUGACACGGCUCACCCGGCGGCGAGGACGAGCGCCAAGUCGUCGGAGGCAGCCGCCGAGCAGACGGAAGGGAAGGAACCCUUCGAUUAUCGCAGCCUGAUAGAUAAGCUUCAGCAGCACCUGGACCUGAUCGUAGCGCAGACUAGGCGCGAAGAGCCGGCUUCUUCUCGCCAGAGCUCCUCCGCCGUGAAGAACGUCGCUCCGACGUCGUCGUCUGUGUCGUCUUAUCAGGGCGAUUACGUGCACAAGUCGCUGAUGGAGACGUUGGGUCGUUAUUACAGCAAGUCCUCCUCUCGGGAACACGUGAUCUCCGACAUCCUGACCGACCGGAAGCUCUUGGAGAAGCUCUACUUCGACCUGAGAUGCACCAGAGGCUUCAGAGGGCCUCGAGCGACUGGUGCGUACACCACGCCGUCUACUCGAUGGUGGGGUCAUCAGAGAGGCAAGCCGCAGAGAGGCAAAGAGUCCGACAGUUGGUCAGCCGGCAAGAGAGAGCCGAUCUCGCCGCCGCCUCUGAUCGCCGUCCAAGAACCCAGCACCGACCGAGGUUUCUUCGACGAUGGCGUGCAAACCGAGCCGGUGCCGCGAGCCGUUCUCGACGCGAUUCUCCUCGAGAGGGAAAAGGAGGACACGUCGAAGGAGUCGAAGGACUCGCAAAAGCCCAGCGGACGAAGGCGCAGCAGCGUCGACAACGACGACGUGUCGCCGUCCGUCAGCGACACCAUCAAGAGGUACUUGAGAAUGGCGCGGAAGAAGUCGAUGGACGCGGACAAGGUCGACCGGUUCAAGCGGGUCAACUACGACCGGAACCUGCGCAAUAUCAAGGCCAAGGGCGAGAUCACCAAGCCCGGCGACGACGACGGCAACAGCAAGGGUUGCCAGACGGAGGAGAACUGGGCUGUGAAUUAUCGGGAGAUGUCCUCCUCCGCGGACGCGCCGCCGUCCGAGAACCUGUCGGACGCCGACACGACCACGUCAGCCGCGAGCCGAAACGCCAGCUCCCGGAGCAGCAUCGACGCCGGCCUCGGCUCCGAGGAGCCGUCCACCCCGAAGCAACCCCAUCACCAUCAGUCCUUCCUGUCCCACUUCCUGCACGGUUCCAACGCGCAUAAGGAUAAGCCGCACUCCGCGCCCGGUUCGCCGGCACUCACGUCUGCCUCCACCAAUUCCGCAGGUGGCACCGCGAUGCAGAAGAGCAAGUCCUCGAGCAGCGUGGUCCAUCACGGCAGCCGGCUGGUGGCGAAGAAGAUCUGGCGCUCCAGGAGCAAGAGCACGUCCAGGGCGUCGCAUCAGCCGUCCGUGUGGACUCCUCAGGGAAAAUGCACCUGGGCAGGCACGACGAAUCGGCGCGUGACCCUGCAGGACACGCAGCUGCGGACGCUGUCCGAGAUCGAGAGGAAGGUCCUCUGCAAGGUGGCGGUUGCGAAGCUUCAAGCUCUCAACCUGGGUGUGCACAUCAGGCCGCCGAGCGAAUCGGUCGGCAGCGGGUCGGCGACCACGAAGCCGAAGAGACGGGCGUAUCUGCUGAAGAGGAAAGCACUCACAACCGGCUUCUUCGACAAUAAAGGGAAGGACGAGAAGGAAAAGGACGUAGCCGGCGGCCUGGUGUUCGGCAUACCGCUGUCGCAGUGCAUAGAAAACGACAGGAUCGCCCGAAUAGCCGCUGGGGAGGUGACCGAUGUCGGUUCCCUGAGCAGAAGCAGCAGGCACGGCAGCAGGGCCAGUUUCUCCAGCCUCAUCGAAACCCCGACGACCAUCGCGGCGAAAACCGAGGAGGGAGGUUCCUGCGAGUCUCUGUCGUCGAAGGGUGGUGCUCUCACAGGAAGCGAUUCCGGAGUGCUCGAGUUGAGCGACAGCGGCGGAGGUGUCCUUAGCAGCGAAUGGGACGCGGUGCCGGGCAUCGUGAGGCAAUGCAUCAGGCACCUCGAGGCCACCGGUCUUCGAACGCUGGGUGUAUUUCGCGUGUCACCCUCGAAAAAGAGGGUGAGACAGUUAAGGGAAGACUUUGAUUGCGGUCGGGAGACCAAAAUCGGUCCCGACCAGUGUCCUCACGACGUGGCCACUCUCCUGAAGGAAUAUUUCCGCGAUCUACCGGAUCCUUUGCUUUGCAGGGAUCUGUAUCAGGCCUUCGUGCACACUCAAAAGAUCAGGAACAGACGGCUGCAGCAGGAAGCUCUUCAGCAUCUCAUUCAACUUCUACCCACGCCCAAUCGCGAGACUCUCUGGGCGCUCUUGAACUUUCUGAGCUUGGUCGCGGCGAACAGCGAGGACCAGAAGGACGAGACCGGCGAGUGGGUCCCGGGAAAUAAAAUGGAUACGACGAAUCUUGCGACCGUGUUCGCGCCGAAUAUCCUGCACUGCGUGAAGCCCGGUCAGGUGAGGUCGGAAGUUUCGGCGGAGCGGGCCGAGGAGAGGAUAGACGUGAUAAACGUGAUGCGAGCGCUGCUCGAACACACGUCGACGCUGUUCACGGUGCCGGCUGCGCUGUUGGAUGAAGUGUACCUGCAUAUGAUGGACACCCAUCCGGCCGAGCUGGAUCUGGUUCUGUCUCGUCGCGUCGAAGAGCAAUGCGGGGAUGAAGCGGAUCCCUGCAGCGAGGCGGAGACCUUCUCGGUGGAGGAGACGCUGACUACGUCGACUACAACCACCGCGGCAACGACGACGUCGACGAGGAAGAUGUGGACGAGAGAGCAGUGUCUCCACCAAACCGCCGGGGUCGGCGGUGAUAUCGGACCAAGGCCACGACGGCCCAAGAGACCAGGAAGUCGGAGGAAAGAGGAGGGUAGGAGCAACAGUGUCGAUAGCGGAUCGAGCGAGGAUCCGGCCGAUCCUCGCAGGAGAUCUUCGCCAAUAGUGAUUACCGCCAGUCUCACCAUACCCAUGUCCGACGCGUUCACCUUGAACCUCGACGACCCGGACAUUCCUUACAUCGAAGAGGCGCCGAAGCAACCGAGCGCUCCCCCGAGGCGGCAGAGGCAGAGGUCCAUUUCCGGUUGCAGCGAAGGCGGCAGACACGGAAGUGACAGCGCCGUGGGCUCCUCGGCGACCCUGUCGGGCGACCAGGCGCCGAGCUCACCUCCCUCCUGGGCGUCGUCACCCCCCGCGAGCCCCGACAGCGCGGUCACCGCCGUUUCGUACAUCCCGCAGGAUCAGCAGGCGGUUCUCCAGAGAGUCUCGUUCACGACCUCGGGCGACCUGCGGCAAGUGAGCAGAUCGACCAGCCAGGAAGUGAGCAGGAGUACAGCGGCUCCGUACACACCGAGCAUCACUAGCAUCGGCGGUGCGGUUUUGAGGUCCAAGACCGAGGAUAUCGAGAGAAUGCUGCAGAUCGCGCGGCCGGAUAUCGAUCCUGCGACCUUGCAGCCGGGCAAGAACUCGACGGUGACCUCGAGCGAGAGCAAGAAGUACACGAAGCGGCGGUACACGGACUCGAGGCAUCAGACGCGCCACAUACCGGACGCCAACACCCUGGCCGGCAAGACUCCGUUGAGCGGGUCGUCCGCGUCGUCGAUGACGAUGUCGUCCACCUCCUCGUCGACGAUGACGGCCGCGUCGAGCCAGCGAGUGCCGGCGCAGUCAGUGUGGAAGAGGCGGGAAUUGAUCUCCAGUGCUCCGAAGGACAGGGAGGGAUACUUCUGAGCCGUCGCUCGCGCGCGCGCGCGCGACCAUCGCGAAUCGAGAGUCGAAAUCGCGCUGGCCGCUGCGAAUCCCCGGCGAUGGGAUUCCCCAUCGCACGGACUCCAGCGGACGUUCGACUGCAGACUCGAUGGCCGCUGUCAGAGAGAAGCACGAUCACACCGCUCGAUUGCCAGGUGUACGUGUCAUGUAAAGCCCGGGCCAACCGAGCCCGGCACACCUGGUCGACCUGGAAAUCGAUGUGACUCGGGCUCCCCCGGGAGUCCGGAAAAUUCGUGGGAGGACGCGAGCGAAUUUCUCCGUCAUUCGUCGUCGCUACGCGUCGUCGCUCCGGCUCGCCGUAGCGACGACGCUUUUUCAAAACGCGAACAUCGCGUGUGUCUGUCGAGGAAAAACUCUGGAAAGUUUCCUCCCCUUCCCUCAACCUCUCUCUCUCUCUCUCUCUCUCUCU
Molecule: messenger RNA, 4723 nt
Organism: Harpegnathos saltator (Jerdon's jumping ant)
Lineage: Eukaryota; Metazoa; Arthropoda; Insecta; Hymenoptera; Formicidae
Gene: RhoGAP102A
Product: Rho GTPase activating protein at 102A
Exons: 12
Coding region: 1-4275 (1424 amino acids)
Biological process (GO): signal transduction
Source: RefSeq, a predicted model, not a curated record